AGUCCGUUCCCGGCAAUAAUCGGUGCCAAUUGCAGCGCACCGCUAUCCACCGCCGUUCGAUUCGGUUGUUGCGCCUUAACCUGUUGAUAUCGUUCGUACAAUUCAGUUAGGGCGCCCUUCGGUCCCCCACCAUAACGAGAAAAAUACCGUGCGGUACAAUCGCGGAAAUUGCUAUGUGAACGUUUCCGGUUUUGUUCAGUGUCCGUGAUUCUUUUAGGGUUCGUACGAAAAUUUCCUAAGAAUUUUUACUUUUCCACGGGGCUUCCAAAACGAAUACUUCAGAAGGACAACAGCAUUAUUCUUGAAAUAAAAAAGAAGAAAAGUGGGUACUAUAAAGCACGGUGGUGUCAUCGGCCUAUGGGCCUCACCAGUGGCAGUUCGGAAAUUGGGGGCACGAAGCAGCCCCCCGGUUAUGCGCCAUACGGGCCUGGGGAAACUUGGAGGACUCAUCAACAACGCAGUGAGCGCCACCAAACGAUCACCGGGAAAUGGGGAUAUUCAAUGGUGCUUUUCACAAGUGAAAGGAACACUAGACGAUGAUGUUACUGAAGCAGAUAUUAUAUCUUGCGUUGAAUUUAAUCAUGAUGGUGAAUUAUUGGCGACAGGAGAUAAAGGCGGUAGGGUCGUCAUUUUUCAAAGAGAUGCACAGUCAAAGGCAGCCCUCCCUCGCCGCGGCGAGUACAAUGUGUAUUCGACCUUCCAAUCCCAUGAGCCUGAGUUUGAUUAUCUUAAAAGUUUAGAAAUUGAGGAAAAAAUCAAUAAAAUCCGAUGGUUGAAAAGGAAAAAUCCCGCACAUUUCCUCCUCUCCACCAAUGAUAAAACAAUCAAGCUGUGGAAGGUCUCGGAACGUGAUAAGAAGGUUGAGGGUUAUAACACUAGAUCGGAAAAUGGUGCUUUAGUGGAUCCUGCGAGCGUACACUCCCUCAGGGUGCCAUGUAUUAAACCCAUGGAGCUCAUGGUGGAGGCUUCGCCACGGAGAAUCUUCGCAAAUGCACACACUUAUCACAUUAAUUCAAUAUCAGUGAAUUCUGAUCAAGAAACCUAUUUAUCCGCCGACGAUCUUCGAAUUAAUCUGUGGAAUCUAGAAAUCACCGAUCAGAGCUUUAACAUCGUAGAUAUUAAGCCAACGAACAUGGAGGAAUUAACUGAAGUGAUAACGGCCGCUGAAUUCCAUCCAGUCGAGUGCAACCUAUUUGUGUAUAGUAGUAGUAAAGGUACAAUUCGGUUAUGCGAUAUGAGAGCGUCGGCGCUUUGCGACCGUCACUCUAAAUUAUUUGAGGAGCCAGAAGAUCCAGCAAAUAGAAGCUUCUUCUCAGAAAUCAUUUCCAGCAUAUCGGACGUUAAGUUUUCCAAUUCCGGCAGAUAUAUGAUUUCUAGAGAUUAUUUAUCAGUUAAAGUUUGGGAUCUUCAUAUGGAAACUAAACCUAUUGAAACUUAUCCAGUACAUGAAUACUUCCGUUCGAAAUUGUGUUCGCUCUAUGAGAACGAUUGCAUAUUUGACAAAUUCGAGUGCUGCUGGAACGGCAAUGACACGGCAAUAAUAACCGGUUCCUAUAAUAAUUUCUUCCGAAUGUUCGACAGAACUACAAAGCGAGAAGUUACACUCGAAGCGUCCAAAGACAUCGCGAAACCACGGACAAUACUAAAGCCGCGAAAGGUGUGCACCGGGGGAAAACGGAAGAAAGACGAAAUCAGUGUGGACUGUUUAGAUUUUAAUAAGAAAAUAUUACACACUGCAUGGCAUCCUACCGAAAAUAUAAUUGCGGUAGCUGCCACAAACAACUUAUACCUUUUUCAGGAUAAAUUUUAGUAUACUUGGUAAUUUAACGUGAAAAAAAAAAUAAUAAAAUUAAAAGUGAGUAACGGAAAGGAAACAAUAAUCUAAAAUGUAACCAAUUUUUUUUUCGCUCAUGUGUACGCCCAGUAACUGUGUUGUCGAUUUCUAUUUAUUCAGGGUUUGCUUAAAUUUACACACUCGAUGGAAAUAUUUGACAUUUAACUGUAUUACGCGAACAUCUUAGUCAGAAAAAAUAGUGUGCAGAUUAUUAUCCUAGAUUAAACUAUUAGAGAAAAAUCAAAUAAAUUAGAUUAUGAAAUUUUUUAUUACGAAUUUUUUUUUAUUCAAAAGAAAUGAUACCUUUUAUAACAAAAUUGAUCAUUAUAACAUAGUUUGAUUCUUCUCUAAUAUAUUUAUUCCAAUAUAAAAUUUUAUUUUUUCUAUCUACUUCUAUUUGUAGCAGUAUUAAACAAAAAACUUAAAUUGUUAAGGUGUAUAUGUUCUUAAAAAAAUUUUUUUGGUAAUGUACUAAUGCCAUUUUAACUAUGUUUGGCUUGGAUGAUUGAAUCGAGAAUUAUUCGUUUUACCGGUAUAAUAUCGUAUUUGUAUAUUUUCGUACUUUGUAUAUAUUUCCGAGAGACGAUCUAUAUAUAUAUUUAUAUAUAUAUAAAUAUGCGAGUGUAGCAAAAAUGAAGAAAAAAAAACGCGUAAAAUAUUUAUAACGUUGCCUUGUAUACUACUUUUAGCAGGACAAAAAGUUUUAUCUUUACAGCUUGGAUUUUGAACGCCACUAUUUUUUUAUUGAGCAUUAUCAUUUUUAUUUCUGUACAGCCUUUGUAAAAGUGUAAAUUAUAUGAUACUAACUAACGAUAAUAAUAGUAUUUAAAUGAACGGUAAUAUCUCAUGCAUCAUGAAUUGUACAAAUUGUAUAUAUGCAAGCACGGUGAUUGCAUCUUAGAAGCUAAAUUAAUUUUUUGAAUAAUCAGUUAAAGAUUUUCCUUGUGUUUGUUAAUUUUGUGAAUGUUACCCUCCAUUUGAUAAAAAACCCUGAAUAUAGGAUAAAGCAAUUAUUCAAAAAAGAAUAAGUAAACUCUACUUUGCCGAAAAGUGCCAUGUCUGGAUUACUUUCUUUGUACAUACAUAUUAUCACAUAUGAACAGAGCCUUACUAGCAACAUAACGUUUUUUUCUGUAUUUCCGUAACGUAAAUUUAUUUCGCAAAGAUUGUAUUUUUCUUUAUUGUCUUUUUUUUUGAUUCCAUUGUGUUUAACUUUAUUUUCGUCAAUGUUGUGAGGAACCAUCGUGCAGUACGAGAACACAAAUAGAUAACUAAAUUUACAUUAAAGAAAAAUCAUUACUCAUUACAUUUAUUAAUUAUAUCAAUAAUUUAGGUUUAUAAAUAAAUUAUACUAUUUUAGAUGUAAGAUUGAUUAUUUCCGAUUGUAGACACCAAAUAAAUCAUGUUGGCUUUUUUUACAAAUUCUUUAA
Molecule: messenger RNA, 3264 nt
Organism: Onthophagus taurus
Lineage: Eukaryota; Metazoa; Arthropoda; Insecta; Coleoptera; Scarabaeidae
Gene: tws
Product: protein phosphatase 2 regulatory subunit tws
Cellular component (GO): protein phosphatase type 2A complex
Molecular function (GO): protein phosphatase regulator activity; protein binding
Source: RefSeq, a predicted model, not a curated record